GAGCCGCUCGCCUGGCCGCCUGCCCCCUGAAUCAUGCGCGAGCAUCGCAUCGGAGGCUGCGGCGGAGGGGAGUUGUUUACUGUAACUCUUGGCGGAGGUCCCGGCAUCGAACCCCAAAUGAAUUCAAGCUGCGGAGGGAGGUCACGGCUGAAACAAACAGCUCCCAGGGCAGGAAGGGCUUCGUGCGGGGGCUCGGAGCUGCAGGAGGGACGGGUGGCACCCCCAGGGAGCCGCCGGGUGCUGCCCGAGGCUGGACAGCGGCUCUGCCCUGGAAUUCGCCCUGCCGAGCGCCGCGUUUCCAGCUCUGCAAAAUCACCCCGAGCUUCGCGGCUUUAACCCAGCAAAGAAGCUGCGACCCCGGGUUUUGUGGUUUUUUUUUUUGUUUUUUUUUUUUUGCAGAGGUCUGGGCGCUCUGCUCCCACGGUGCCUUUCCUCAUCCCUGCCCUCGUCCUCCCCUCUCCCCACCGGCCCCGUUUGGCCGCAGCCCUCCCCGCGGGGCGGCUCUCCGCGCGGCCGCUGCCUCUUGGCCGCGGGGAUGCUCGACAGCCUUUUUCCUGGCUCCGGGAGCACGAUGAGGAGUUGUUUUUCUGGCUGCUGGCCGCUGGCCUGCCCGGCCUCCCUCUCCCCCGGCGCACGCGUUCCCUCCCACUUCUUCCCUUCCGCUGCUGCUUCGGAGUUUGUUUUUAAAAAGUCUGAAACAGAUGAGGCAGAGAGAUUCCCAGCUACCCGGCGAGCGCCUUCCAUCCUCGCCUCCCCUCAACGCCCCGUCCUUCCCCCGGGCUUGUCCCUAAGCCCUCCUCACCCCUUUUCUGCCCCAGGUUGGUGCUGGAAGGGCAGCGGAUGGCUGGAUGGAGAGCUGCUGUGAACCCGUGCACCUCCCCGCGGGUGCCCCAGGCCGCCCCCAUGGACCUGCGCAUCGGGCAGCGCGUCGUCAAGCCCGGCUCCGACACCGCCCUGCUGGCCCUGAAGCACACGCAGCAGCUGCAGCACCAGCUCUUCCUCGCCAGCCUGCACCAGCAGCAAGUGGAGCAGCUCGCCCACCAGCACGUGAGGGUGACCAUGGAGUCCCCGCACCGCGAGGCAGAGCCCGGGCAGCAGGAGCAGGAGCUGCGGCAGAUCCUCAAUAAGGACAAGAGCAAACGAAGUGCUGUGGCCAGCACAGUGGUGAAGCAGAAACUGGCGGAGGUCAUCCUGAAGAAGCAGCAGGCAGCAGCUUUGGAAAGGACCAGCAACCCCAACCCUUCAGCCAUGCCGUACAGGUCUUUGGAGCCUCUGGAUCCCGAGGGCCCUUCCCCUCCUGUACUCAGCACCUUCCUGCCCCCGGUCCCUAGCACUUCGCUUGACCCCCCGGAGCAUUUUCCGCUGCGGAAGACAGCGUCCGAGCCCAACCUGAAGGUGCGUUGCAAGCCCAGGAAGUGUCUGGACCGACGCAAGAACCCCCUGACGCGGAAGGAGAGCGCGCCCCCCUCGUUGAAGAGGAGGCCGCCCGAGGCGAUCGAUUCCUCCCCGAGCAGCAGCAGCACCCCCGUGUCCGGCUGCAGCUCUCCCAACGACAGCCUCCCCGCCGAGCACGGAGCCCUCCCCGCUGCCUCCGGCAUGGCCCACGAGGCGCCCCUGGCCCAGCGCCUGAUGCUGCAGGAGAGCUCCCUGGCCCAGUUUGCCUUGCAGAGCGCAGCCUCCCUUCCGGCCAUCACGCUGGGAUUGCCGGCCACCACUAGCGCCAGGGGAGACGCCGAUCGCCGCCCCCUCUCUGGCCUGGCCCACCGGGUGCCCGUGCUGAACGGGCCCGUCCUCGCAGGCACGCACUCGCCCAUGUUCAUACCAGCUGGCUUGGAGCAGCACGAGGCCGGGAGCCCCUUGUCCCCUCGGCUGCAGCCCGUCAUCAUCCUCGAGCCCUCGGUCACCCACGCUCCGCUUGUGGCUGUGCCAGGGCUGGGAACGGUCCCCUUCUCCUUCGCCCCCUCGCUCAUCUCCGCAGAGCGCCUGUCGCUCCCGGGCCACCACAAGCCGCUGGGCAGGACCCGCUCGGAGCCCCUGCCCCAGAACCCCAAGGCCAUCCAGCAGCAGCUGGUGUACCAGCAGCAUCACACCCAGUUCCUGGAGAGGCUCAAGCAGCAGACGCAUCUGGGCAAGCGCAUGGCCAAAACCAGCGAGAAGCCCCGGCUGCGGCAGAUUCCCUCCUCGGAGGACAUGGAAGCAGAAGGGACGGAGACGGGGGCUGAGGGCGGCGACCAGGCGAGGGCACGCGUGGAGCCUGCGCGGCCGGGGAGCAGCGGGAAGGAGCCCGAGAGGACGCAGAAGCUGCUGCAGCCUCAGGAGGAGCUCGUCCUCCAGCAGGCGUAUCUCUGGGACCCCUACCAGCGCAUGCAGCACCAGCUCCUCAAGAGGCAGCCUCUGGCCGACCCCCCCAUGGUUCCGACCGUCCUCGCGGGGCACAGGCCCCUCUCCAGGGCCCAGUCAUCUCCUGCCACCGCGACCAUCUCCCUCCCUGCCCAGGACACGGCCUCCAAGACGCUCUCCCUGCCCGUGCAGGAGCAGCCGACCAAGCCACACUUCACGACAGGGCUGGUUUACGACUCAGUGAUGCUCAAGCACCAGUGCUCCUGUGGAGACAACAGCAACCACCCGGAGCACGCGGGCAGGAUUCAGAGCAUCUGGUCCCGGCUGCAGGAGCGGGGGCUGCGCAGCCAGUGCGAGUGUCUGCGGGGACGCAAGGCCACCCUGGAGGAGCUGCAGUGCGUCCACACCGAGCGCCACGUCUUCCUCUACGGCACCAAUCCCCUCAACCGCCUGAAACUGGACAACGGGAAGCUGGCAGGGAUCCUGUCGCAGCGGAUGUUCGUCAUGCUGCCCUGCGGAGGGGUGGGGGUGGACAGCGAUACCAUCUGGAACGAGCUGCACUCCUCCAACGCAGCCCGCUGGGCCGCGGGCAGCGUCACCGAGCUGGCCUUCAAGGUGGCCACCAGGGAGCUGAAGAACGGUUUCGCUGUGGUGAGGCCGCCCGGACAUCACGCGGAUCCAUCCACUGCAAUGGGGUUCUGCUUCUUCAACUCGGUGGCCAUCGCCGCCAGGCAGCUGCAGCAGAAAGGGAAACUCAGCAAGAUCCUCAUUGUGGACUGGGAUGUUCACCAUGGCAAUGGGACCCAGCAGGUCUUCUACAGGGACCCCGACGUUCUCUACAUCUCUUUGCACCGUCACGAUGAUGGAAACUUCUUCCCCGGCAGCGGGGCCGCCGACGAGGUUGGUGCUGGCCCUGGGGAGGGAUUUAACGUCAACGUAGCCUGGACUGGAGGGCUCGACCCCCCCAUGGGUGACCCUGAGUAUCUGGCAGCUUUCAGGACGGUGGUGAUGCCGAUUGCACAUGAAUUCUCCCCCGAUGUGGUGCUGGUGUCGGCUGGCUUCGACGCGGCCGACGGCCACCCGCCACCCCUGGGCGGCUACAAAGUCUCUGCUAAAUGCUUUGGCUACAUGACGAAGCAGCUGAUGAGCCUGGCUGGGGGAGCCAUCGUCCUCGCGCUGGAAGGCGGCCACGACCUCACGGCCAUCUGCGAUGCGUCCGAGGCCUGCGUGUCAGCCUUGCUGGGCAACGAGCUGGAUCCUCUCCCAGAAGAAAGCAUGCGGCAGAAACCCAACGCCAACGCCGUGCGCUCCUUGGAGGCGGUGAUCCAGGUCCAGAGUAAAUACUGGGUGGCCGUGCAGCGCUUUGCCUCCAAGCUGGGCUGCUCCUUCCUGGAGGCGCAGCACCACGAGGCAGAAGAGGUGGAGACCGUCACAGCCUUGGCCUCCCUCUCGGUGGCCGUGAUGGUGGAGAAGAGGCCCCAGGACGAGCCGAUGGAGGAAGAGGAGCCCAUGAACCAGUGAUGAGCGGUGAUGUUCUCUGCUCCCCUGCUUCCAGGACGUGGCUGGACUCUCCUGAGCCCAGCGCUCGCUCUUCGCUCCUGGCUUCCCGUUUGCCACGUCAUUCUCACUCCCCGAGCCACGGUCCUGAACCGGCCUGGACCUUUGGCUGCCGCCUCUGCAGGGCUCCCAGAAAGGAUGCUCCCACAGCCCCGCGGGAGACGUCCUCCCGCUGGGGACAGGUGGAAAACCACAACCUCCCUCUGCACGGCGCCGCCUUGCACACCUAGACCGUGCCUGCAAUCAGUCCCCAACCUUCAGGACCUGAAACCCCUCUUGGGGACACGCGAGAGGCCACCGCCCCUGCCCUUCUCCUGGGAUCUUCCUCACCUUUGGAGAAGGGGGUGGGUGUUGGGAUGGAUGCUGUGGUCAUGCUGCGGCUGGUUGGAGCCGCCGUCGGGACUGCACCCAGAGCUCCUUCCAGCCAGCCAUCCCAUGGAGAAACAGCCCCGUGUCUUGCUCGAGAGGGACAGGCUCCCCGUGUCUUCUCUGAGAGGGAUUCCCGGCCUUCUCCACGUCCUCCCCUUCCUCUCUGGUAGAGCACGACGCAGGAGCGAGCGUGACAGUGACAGGGGCUGCGACCUCGCUCUGCACGAGGAGGGGUUGGAAGGCGACGGCUGCUGCGCCACUUGCCUUGCGCUUGGGGAAGAGCAAGGGCUGGAGGGGCUGCAGCACCCAGGAUCGCACCCGUGGGACAUCCUAACCACUAACCAGAGCGCGACCCCUCUGGUGCUGGGGCUCUGAUUUGCACUAUAUACAUAUGAGAUGUGCUAA
Cygnus olor (mute swan) is the source of this 4671-nucleotide messenger RNA. It is a transcript of the gene HDAC7, whose product is annotated as histone deacetylase 7. The coding region runs from base 841 to 3861 and encodes 1006 amino acids. Gene Ontology annotation, cellular component: histone deacetylase complex. The transcript has 25 exons. Gene Ontology annotation, molecular function: histone deacetylase activity. Gene Ontology annotation, biological process: negative regulation of transcription by RNA polymerase II; chromatin organization. Lineage: Eukaryota; Metazoa; Chordata; Aves; Anseriformes; Anatidae. The record is from RefSeq and is a predicted model, not a curated record.